UGCGAUGGCCGAAACAAAACGCGAAGAGCGCUAUUUCGAGAAAGCUGCCUUCCUUCCUCAAAAACCGUAAUAAUGGCGACGAAGAGCGCUUGCGAGAAAAAAUCGAUUUCAGUGCGAGAGGGAGAGAGCGCUAUCAAGGCGACGUGUGUGAUGUGUGCGCUUUGUGGUUUUCGGGGUUUUUGGUGCUUCAUAAGCAGUAGAGAGCCUGCGUGGAAAAAAUGUUAGUGCUAGUGCUUCGGGUGCUUCGGCUAGCAAGUAGAGAGAGAGAGAGAAAUGAAAAUCAAGACGAGUUGUCAUACUGGUCGUAUUUGUCGCUAGCGGUAGAGUAUGAAAUUACAUAAAACAGCAUAAGACAAAAGAUGAUAGAAGGUUUCAUUGCUGUGGAUAGAAAGAGAAAAAUACUGUUGUCGUGUGGGUGAAGAGAGGGUUGCCAGCAGUGUAGUUGACCAUAAAUCGAAUGAAAGAUGAUUCCUAUCUGACCAGAGAACGUAUGGAGGAGUUUACUUUGACCAGUCAUGCAAAACGUGAUAAAUUCGGUUAAGGGAACGGCUCUGGGGGUAGCCGAAUAUUUGACUCCAGUACUGAAGGAAUCGAAAUUUAGGGAGACCGGAGUGCUGACGCCGGAAGAAUUUGUAGCCGCUGGUGACCAUCUGACUCAUCACUGUCCUACCUGGGCUUGGGCAGUUGGGGACGAAAGCAGAAUAAAGCCCUAUCUGCCAAAGAAUAAACAGUUUCUCAUCACGCGGAACGUACCCUGCUAUAGGCGCUGCAAACAAAUGGAAUAUGUGGGCGAGGAGACGUUGGUUGAGGAAAGUGACCAGGAUGGGGGUUGGGUGGAAACACAUCACUACAAUCCGGAUGAACCCUCCGGAUCCGGUUUGGAGGAGAAGGUUUGCGAAAUGACACUGGAUGGUUCCAAAACGGAUGAUGACGUUGCUGUCGAUAUGGACGAUCUAAAAAAUCUGGAGGAAGAUGAGGAAGACGAUGAGGAAGGUGCAGCCAUCGAUAUGGAUGAAUUUGAAGAAAGCGGUCUGCUGGAUGAAGAUGAUCCGUCUAGAGCGACCGUGCCAGUGGAGAACGUGAAGAAAAAGUCUACCGAAACCGAGGGAGACUCGGUAGUGCACACAAGAACUUACGACUUGCACAUCACCUACGACAAGUACUAUCAGACGCCUCGUUUAUGGGUGGUGGGCUACGAUGAAAACCGUAAACCGUUAACAGUGGAGCAAAUGUACGAAGAUGUCAGCCAGGAUCAUGCUAAAAAGACCGUUACAAUGGAAACGCACCCCCACCUACCAGGUCCGAACAUGGCGUCCGUGCAUCCUUGCAAGCAUGCGGAUAUUAUGAAGAAAAUCAUCCAAACUGUCGAAGAAGGUGGAGGUGAACUGGGGGUUCACAUGUAUCUCAUCAUAUUUCUCAAGUUUGUUCAAACGGUCAUUCCAACGAUCGAGUAUGAUUUUACGCAAAACUUCAACAUCACAAAUAAGUAAAAUACCGCUUUGCAUGUACCGGCUCGCUACUCAUGCUCUCGAUAGUUGAGAAGAGAACAAAGAACAGCCAGCAUUAUCGUCGCCAUACGAACGACGCUCAAAUGCACAUUACUAUUAUGAUUCAACUAGCUUCUUGUGCGUCAUUUUCCAUUAGAAGCUUCAAUAGUUGAUGCCACUUUAUAGUUUUUUUUCUUUCGAUCGAAGCUUGUUGUGAGCUGCAAACACCAUGAUAUUAUAUGAGAGGAAGUAAAAGAUGUUAACAGGGCAAUACAACGUUGGUAUCGAAUUGUACGAAGAUGGUCGAUGUGAAAAUAUUUUGAAUACAUGAAAUUAAUAUAUGAUGAAAUAUAUUUGAGUACAUAUUAUAA
Messenger RNA from Wyeomyia smithii (pitcher-plant mosquito), 1858 nucleotides. It is a transcript of the gene Atg3, whose product is annotated as ubiquitin-like-conjugating enzyme ATG3. Gene Ontology annotation, molecular function: Atg8-family ligase activity. The coding region runs from base 516 to 1490 and encodes 324 amino acids. Gene Ontology annotation, biological process: autophagy of mitochondrion; nucleophagy; autophagosome assembly. NCBI's taxonomy places the organism in Eukaryota, Metazoa, Arthropoda, Insecta, Diptera, Culicidae. The transcript has 6 exons. Gene Ontology annotation, cellular component: cytoplasmic ubiquitin ligase complex; cytosol. The record is from RefSeq and is a predicted model, not a curated record.